AUGAACCAAAGAAAGCUCCUUCUCCAUGAGAAAGUCGAGGUGAGGCAACUUAAGGAGGGUUUGAGAGGGUCAUGGCGUCCUGGAGUUGUGGUUGCUGAUUCUGACUUAUGCCGUCAUGUUCAAUACGAUGAACUCUUUUGUGAUACAAGUGACUUAAAACUUGUUGAGAAGAUAUCUGUCAGCAAGGCAGUGGAUGGCCUCUACCAUCGCCGUUGCCGGGUCCCUUCUACCUACCGUGGGCGUAUCCGACCCCUACCUUCCCUUUCUGAUAUUUGCAGACCCAACUUCACUUAUGGACUCUGUGUUGAUGCAUUUUUUAAAGACGCAUGGUGGGAAGGGGUGGUGUUCGACAGGGAGGAAGGUGCAGAGGAGCGUUCUGUGUUUUUUCCUGAUGAGGGUAAUGAGCUCAAGAUCAAUGUGAGGGAUUUGCAGGUUAGCAAUACGUGGGACGAGUUCUUGGGUGUUUGGAGAGAGAGGGGUGUUUGGGUUUUGAUGGAAUUGGUGGACGAGAUUGACAGCGAUGAGCCUUCAUCUUCCUUUUUGAAGAAGGUUUGGUUCCAUUUAAGGUUGAAUGCUGGGUUUGUGAAUAAGAUUUCGGAGUGGACUUCUGGCGUUCGGAAUUUGUGGGGUAAGUACCUAAUGGAGCUCCUGCUGCAAAUCUUUGUUAAAUGUAGUCGGCAAACCAUUGGACAUUGUAAUCUUCCGGUUGGCGUCUCUGGAAAUAAAGGAAAACACAUUGUGAAUUCACAGCAAACUGAUGUUGCUUUGCAGUUACACAGCAGUACCCGUUUUAUGGGAGGUAACUCAAAUGGCUUUCACUUUGGUGAGUUGCCUCAGAUCAGAGGAAAAACACCUCAUGUUCAAUGCAAGGAGAAAGAGCGAUCAGUUGAUCUGCAGUUGGAAUCUCAAGGCAUCCAUGAAGCUGUGAGUAGGGAAGAUCUAUACUGUUCAAGGGGGAGAGAUGCAUUGACAGGUGAUACCACUCUGAAGGAAAGAAACCAAUUUGUUACCAAGGGAAGGAAUUCAAAGAUAUCGCAUAAAACUAAAGAUAAUAUCGGCUUGCAGGCCCUGGCAAUUGGGGAAGGCAACUGUCAUGGAUUCCCUAUUGAUUGCUCUUGUCAUGGUGGUGUUCUGCCUGAACAAAGGCAGUCACUUAAGAUGAGACUCAAAUUAAUGAAGCUGCAACACCUGAUAACUCGCCGAAUUAAGUAUACUGAAUUUAUACUUAAUAAAUCAACUCAGGAGAAAGAUAUGGUGGAUGAUGCUGCCUUCACACAAAGCAAUUCUGUAAGGAAAUGCAAUGGGAACAGAUUCCCUGUUGAUUCUGUCUUUCUGAGUGAAGUAAGCAAAUCUCAUGCUGUUUCAUCUGAACAGAAGAAGUCAGACAAUGGAAACUUGAUGAAAGAGAAAUCAAAGGCCUUACUAACUAGCAAACCUAAGGAUAAAGGGAUUCUUGUGGAAAGUUUAAACAGGGAAAGAGAGAAAGAGACUGCUGGUUUCCUAAUGCCAAGAAAUGUUGAAGAAGAUAACACAAACUCAUCCUCCGUUGCGUGCUUCCAUCAGCUUGAAGGAAAGGUAUCUUUUGUUCCACCUAAGCACAAGAGGCAGUCUGUUAAGAGAAAAGCACCAAUGAGCGAGUUGGAACCUCUUUUAAUUCACGGAGGUAAGGAUAAUGAGUUUGGAGUCCAUAACUCAAGGGGGAAAGAUGAUUUUAAAGUUGACGCUUCAAUGUUGCAAGUCGGUCAAUCAGUUUUUGAAAGACACAAUCGGAAGAAACGAUAUCAAUCUGAGAAUAAUGGAGGUAUAAGAUAUCCUGUCUGUAGUCAACAGAAAAGGAAGGGGAAGGGUUGUGUGAUCAAAGAAAAAGGUAGUAUAGUUAGAGGAAGAAGUGCCUCGAAGAAAUUCCAGCAGGUUGAUGGUAAUGUGGAGGCCCAGCCCAAUGAAGUCCAAAAGGCAUUUGAUGUUUUACCGGAACUUGAUGAAGUUAUUACAUACUGCCAUGGACGUCUGCCCUUCUCUGCUUAUGAUAAAAAGGUCAGGCUUAAAAAUAUGGUAUCUCGUCCUCAAAAGCGAAGGAGAUACAAUGGCCACCCUCAAAGUGACAGUAUAUGUUUGGCCUGUCAUUAUGGAGGAAAGCUCAUUCUUUGUGAUUCCUGCCUUAACUCAUAUCAUUUGAGUUGCGUUCGGCUUGAGCAUGUUCCAAAGGGAAACUGGUUUUGUCCAUCUUGUCGAUGUGGCAUUUGUGGCUUGAGAGAUUCCAGCAGCAAUGAUCGCCCCUUCACUUGCAGUUGUUAUCAAUGCACAAAUCAAUACCAUAUGGAUUGUCUGAGUGAAAGAGAAUUGCCAAUCCCUGGAAGGUGGCAGCAGCGGAACUUUUGCAGCCAAAAGUGUUUUAAGGUAUUUCCGCUUUGCAGUUACAAGUUUUGUCCUUUUCAUAUAUUUUGGCAUCUUCGUCAAAUUCUUGGCAAAUCAAAUCCAACCAGCAUUGAAGGCUUUUGCUGGACUAUGUUGAGAUCGGGGGGAAAUGAUAUUUGCUUUCUUGAGGCACCACCAAAGAUUGAUAGUCAUGUUAAGCUAUCCCAUGCCCGAGACAUCAUGCACGACUGCUUUGAACCUGUCAUUGAUCCUCGAUCAAAAAGUAAUCUUGUUGCAGAUAUUCUUUCAAAUAAAAAAUCAAAAUUCAAACGGUUGGACUUCUAUGGAUUCUAUACCAUGGUUUUGCACAAGGGAGAUGAAGUGGUAUGUGUGGCCACUGUGAGGAUCCAUGGUGUAGCGGUUGCAGAGAUGCCUCUAAUUGGGACCUGUUUUCAGUACCGGCGGCAGGGUAUGUGCCGUCUUCUUGUGAAUGAGCUAGAGAAGAUGCUCAAUCAAUUGGGGGUGGAAAGAUUAGUUUUGCCUGCCAUUCCUCAGCUAAGUCAAUCAUGGGAGAAUUCCUUCGGGUUUACAAAGAUGUCACAUGAAGAAAGAUUAAAGCUUUUGGGUUUUCCCCUUUUGCUCUUUGAAGGAACAACAAUGUAUCAGAAAUUCGUCACCGAUUCUCUGACAAUAGGGAAAUCAAGAGGUCUUGCACGACUAUUGAAAAACUCAGGGAUGGCUUCUGGAUUUCUGAAGGAAAAGGAAAAUCAAGAUGGUAAUUGUAAAGAUAGAUAUUUUGGCAUCUAUUAUAAGCGUAAGCCAAGGAAUAAGAUUAUUGAGAAAGAGAACAAGGUUGAGAGUUGCAAGUAUGUGUACAAGCGGAGAAAGGUACUUGCUAGCAUCCUUUGUUAG
This is a messenger RNA of Telopea speciosissima, 3267 nucleotides long. RefSeq lists its product as uncharacterized. The transcript has 10 exons. Gene Ontology annotation, biological process: negative regulation of DNA-templated transcription. The record is from RefSeq and is a predicted model, not a curated record. Gene Ontology annotation, molecular function: acyltransferase activity, transferring groups other than amino-acyl groups; transcription corepressor activity. Lineage: Eukaryota; Viridiplantae; Streptophyta; Magnoliopsida; Proteales; Proteaceae. Bases 1 to 3267 code for a protein of 1088 amino acids.